Molecule: messenger RNA, 951 nt
Organism: Equus quagga
Lineage: Eukaryota; Metazoa; Chordata; Mammalia; Perissodactyla; Equidae
Product: short-chain dehydrogenase/reductase family 16C member 6-like
Exons: 6
Coding region: 1-951 (316 amino acids)
Cellular component (GO): lipid droplet
Molecular function (GO): oxidoreductase activity, acting on the CH-OH group of donors, NAD or NADP as acceptor
Source: RefSeq, a predicted model, not a curated record
AUGGAUUUAAUUUUGGACACUGUCACAUUUUGGGGAAAAAUUCUACGUUGUCUUUUAGAAUCUUUAAUUUACAAGAUAAUUUCCAAGAAAAAAAAGAAUGUUGCUGGAGAGAUUGUACUUAUAACAGGAGCUGCAAGUGGACUUGGGAGGCUAAUGGCCAUAAAAUUUGCCAGCCUUGGAGCCAUUUUAGUUCUAUGGGACAUUAAUGAAGAAGGCAAUAUAGAAACAUGUAGACUGGCCAAAGAAAAGGGUGAUGUGAAAGCAUUUGCCUAUAAGUGUGAUUGUACCAACAGGCAAGAGAUCUACCGAGUUGCUGAUCAGGUUAAAAAAGAAGUCGGUGACGUGACCAUCCUCAUUAACAACGCCGGAGUUGUCACAGGAAAGAUGUUUCUCGACAUUCCAGAUGACAUGGUGGAAAGAACAUUUCUUUUAAAUGUCCUCUCUCAUUUCUGGACUUGUAAGGCUUUCCUUCCUUCCAUGAUCAAAGCUAACCAUGGUCACUUAGUCUGUAUUUCAAGUGCAGCAGGACUCGUUGGAGUUAGCGGGCUAUCAGAUUAUUGUGCCAGCAAAUUCGCAGCUUUAGGCUUUGCAGAGUCUCUCUUCCUUGAAUUAAAUCUGGUAAAGAAAACUAAAAUUAAAACCACCAUCAUUUGCCCAUAUUUCCUCAAAACUGGAAUGUUUGAAGGUUGUACGACCAAGUAUCCACUUCUGUUGCCUCUACUGGACCCGGAGGAUGUGGCCCAAACAAUUUUAAAUGCUAUUUUAGAGGAACAAUUAUACGUAAUAAUACCAAAAAUGAUAACAUUUACAUUGUUUCUUAAACAAAUACUAUCUACAGAAAUGACGAUUGCUCUUGCGGAGUACCUUGGAGUACACACUUGCAUGGCUUCUUUCAAAGGGAGAAACACAGCAGACGAAGUUCAGACUGAAACCGAGAGAGAACACCUAUAG